Messenger RNA from Siniperca chuatsi (mandarin fish), 2766 nucleotides. RefSeq names its product adenylosuccinate synthase 2 (gene adss2). Lineage: Eukaryota; Metazoa; Chordata; Actinopteri; Centrarchiformes; Sinipercidae. Gene Ontology annotation, molecular function: GTP binding; adenylosuccinate synthase activity. Gene Ontology annotation, cellular component: cytoplasm. The record is from RefSeq and is a predicted model, not a curated record. The transcript has 13 exons. Bases 163 to 1554 code for a protein of 463 amino acids. Gene Ontology annotation, biological process: IMP metabolic process; 'de novo' AMP biosynthetic process.
CGCAUGUGCGAGGUUUGUUACUUCCUAGCGUCUAACGUUGCCGUGAAGGGAGCUCCUUCAGUCCUCUAAGCUAUCUUUGUGCAGCAGCAGCAGCAGCAGCAGCAGCAGCAGCACCACCGUGCGAAGGGCGCACAAGUGUAGUCAGCCAGAGACCCAGCAGAAAUGUCAGAAAGUGGGCGUCAGGAAUCCGCCGGGGCCCCGAACGGCAGCGACAGCCCGACAAAACGGGCACCGAGACCGCCCGUCGGAAACAAAGUGACCGUGGUGCUCGGGGCUCAAUGGGGCGACGAAGGGAAAGGAAAAGUUGUGGAUCUUCUGGCACAAGACGCGGAUAUGGUGUGCAGAUGUCAGGGCGGCAACAACGCAGGACACACCGUGGUGGUCGACUCAGUGGAGUACGACUUUCACCUCCUCCCCAGCGGCAUCAUCAACCCCAAGGUCACCGCCUUCAUUGGCAAUGGUGUAGUGAUCCACCUUCCAGGCCUGUUUGAAGAGGCAGAAAAGAACGAACGCAAAGGAAAAGGUCUAAAAGACUGGGAGAAAAGGCUGAUCAUCUCAGACAGAGCACAUAUUGUGUUUGACUUCCACCAAGCAGUUGAUGGCGUUCAGGAACAGCAGAGACAAGAGCAAGCAGGCAAGAACCUCGGGACAACAAAGAAGGGGAUUGGUCCAGUGUACUCGGCCAAGGCAGCACGUAGCGGUCUCAGGAUAUGUGACCUGUUGGCUGACUUCACUCAGUUCUCCGAAAGGUAUAAAGUAUUGGCACAGCAAUACAAGGCUAUGUACCCCACUCUGGUGAUUGACAUAGAGGGAGAGCUGGUCAGAUUAAAGGACUACGUGGAGCGGAUCAAGCCCAUGGUGAGGGACGGGGUGCACUUCAUGUACAAGGCUCUUCAUGGACCUCGUAAGAAGAUCCUGGUGGAAGGAGCCAACGCAGCACUACUGGACAUAGACUUUGGGACGUACCCGUUUGUGACAUCGUCCAACUGCACGGUGGGCGGGGUGUGUACGGGUCUCGGCAUGCCGCCUCAGAACGUCGGGGAGGUUUACGGGGUCGUCAAGGCAUACACCACCAGAGUGGGCAUCGGAGCGUUCCCCUCCGAGCAGAGCAACGUAAGAGGACACACAGAGAUCGGAGAGCUACUUCAGACUCGGGGGAAGGAAGUGGGCGUGACCACAGGCAGGAAGAGGCGAUGUGGUUGGCUGGAUCUGGUGCUCAUCAAAUAUGCACACAUGAUCAAUGGCUUCACCGCUUUAGCGCUCACCAAGCUGGACAUACUUGACGUGUUCGCAGAGAUCAAAGUGGGCGUAGCGUACAAAGUUGCCAACCAAACUAUACCUCAUUUUCCAGCCAAUCAGGAGGUGUUGCAGCGUGUGGAGGUCCAGUAUGAGACGCUGCCGGGCUGGAAAAGCGACACCUCGGCUGCAAGAAGCUUUGAGGAGCUGCCUGAGAACGCCCAGAAAUAUGUCCGCUUCAUUGAGGACCAUGUGGGAGUGCCUGUCAAGUGGAUCGGAGUUGGCAAGUCUCGGGAGUCGAUGAUCCAGCUAUUCUAGACGAAGGGAGGAGAAACACAAGCAAAGAGGACACACAGCAACUCCCCCACACACACACACACACACACACACAGCCUACCUACCUGUCUCAACUCUCCAACAGAGACAUGACCAUCAUGUCUGUUCUUAAUGCUUUAUCAUUGUGUCAUCAGACUGUCCCAUGUUACAGACUCCCAUCAGACUGACCUCCCUGUAUGAAUGGUUCCCGGCAUCUCCAUCGGGAUUUUUAGCAGUUUUAAACUUUAGGAUAACAGUUCCGCAAGUCAACUCCCUCUUUAAUUUGUCCCUGUUUAUAUCGUAGCCGUUUAUUUCAGACAUGCAACACCAGCUGCCAUCAGGUCUGAGAGAGGACGUGAGGGAACGGACUCAACACGCACACCGACGGAGACACGGGAUCACUGCCCGGAGGAACUGUCCACAGACGUUUGGUUGUUCAAACUUUGUUUUAAGUGUAUUUUUGUUAAUCUAUGCUGUGUUUUAAAUGCGCUGUGUCAGUCCGAUGUACAUCAGUUUAAAAGUUUUAACCACUGUACUUUAGAUGCUUUGGACUAUAUCUGCUUUAUGUUUUAUUCUGCCAGGUUUACAGAACAAUCAGACAUGAUAAAGGGAUCCUUUUAAUAUUGGUAAUGUGUCUUAUUUGUGUUUGUUUUUUCGUCGUCAGACAGAUGUUUGGAGUAAAACCUUCUAAUAUUGCCUUGUCAUUCAACCAAAAAAUUUGCUUUUAAAUUUCCUGUAGCUAGCGACUGCUUCCACUGAAUGCUGUUGAUGAAAUGCUGACACACAUCUUCCCAUAUUAUAAUGGUUCGAUAAUGGCUCGUGUUUUCAGAUUUAAUUUUAGCAGGUGAGUUUUCCGAACCAUUAUAGAGAAUCUGGUAUAACAAAUGAAAAGUAAUUCAGUAGGCCAGCAUCUUUCCACUCACAUUCUCAUGAUUGUCUAUCUUAUUUUUACUACUGAUUUCUUUGCACUUUCAGUACAAUCGUCUGUGAAAGUGUAAAGAAAGGCAACGGUUAAGUGUAAAUAUGGAUUGAUAAAUGCUGUAUAAGACAGUUGUUCAUCUUUCUCCAUUUUUUUCUGCCAUUGUUAUAACACACAUCUUUAAAACCAGGAAAAUAAGGCAUACAUAAGUUUAGUCUGAAGAUGCAUUUUGCCAUCAGAAAAACAAAACUGGUACUCCUCACUGUUUAACCAAUAAAAUGUUACCAUCCAAUUGA